GGUAGCGUUGUGAUUGACUUGAUGCAACAACCGAUGGCGCUAGCUUUGCACUGACAGUUAACUUUAACACCUUUGUCCAACAUGAAGAUAUCAAUGGUUUUAUUGAAAUCAUGACACAAAUCCGAGUAUUUUUUACAGAGUACUAUAUGUGUCAGACAGUAUUCCGGCUCCGGUGAUUCUGUCUUUUGAGAGCCUUGUACAAAAGACGUUAGCUAGUUAGCUUCAGCUAUCUGACGCUAACGGUAACCAAAGCUACGUGGCUAGCUACCUCAGUUUGCGUCACCUUAUUUUAGUGUUUCGAUUAUAAUGGAUGACGAUUUAUUGCUCGCAAUUCGGCUUCAGGAGCAGUUUGACAAUGAAUACGAGACAUCAUCAUAUUCAUCAAACGUCUUUGAUGAUAAUGGCUUCGGACAAAGCAGUAAGAAACGGAAAGUGGAGGUUGCUGGAGGUGGCAGCGAUGUUGUUCCCUACUGGAAGCCGACUGCCCAGCCCGAGAGGCCGCUGUCCAUCGUGGACGCGACCUGGGAGACGCUGGACCCCAAUCCCGAUGUCAGAGCCAUGUUUCAGGAGUUCAACAACACGUUCUUCUGGGGGAAGCUUUGUGGUGUCGAGGUUAAGUGGAGCCCAAGAAUGACACUGUGUGCUGGUGUUUGUUCUUAUGAGGGCAGAGGUGGUUUGUGCUCCAUCAGGCUCAGUGAACCUCUGCUGAAGCUUCGACCAAGAAAAGACCUGGUGGAGACUCUGCUUCAUGAAAUGAUUCACGCGCUGCUGUUUGUGACCCAGAACAACAGAGACCGAGACGGUCAUGGCCCUGAGUUCUGCAAACACAUGAACAGGAUCAACAGCGCCACUGGGACAAAGAUUUCUGUCUACCACAGUUUCCACGAUGAGGUCGAUGUGUACCGGCAGCACUGGUGGAAAUGCAACGGGCCCUGUCAAAAUCGAAAGCCCUACUUGGGCUUUGUGAAAAGGGCCAUGAACCGAGCGCCGUCUGCUCAGGAUCCCUGGUGGGAGGAUCACAAGAGGACGUGCGGAGGGACCUACGCCAAGGUCAAGGAGCCUGAAGGAUACGGUAAAAAAGGCAAGAAGGACGGGAAGAAGGACGGGAAGACCUCAGAGAAGGUGGCCUCAGAGAAGGCCAGAAGAAAGCCUUCAAGUACAACGACAGGUUCUGCAUCACAGGACAUAAGGAACCUUAUUCCAUUUAGUGGCAAAGGCUUUCUACUGGGAGGGAAGUCGCAGUCCUCCACGUCUUCCUCCCCACCUUCCUCUCCAAAGAAGCUCUUCACCCCUUCAUCUCUCAAUUCUCCUGUUGGCCUGGCUAACAAAGGAUUCCCGAGCACCUUUCCCUCCAUCAGACCAGCUACCUCCACGGGGAAGAAGCCACCUAGGAAGAAGUCCGUCGGCAACACCAGAGCUUUUGUCAACAUCAACGGCUCGCCAGUGAGAAUCACCAAAUCCCACAUUAGCAGCAACCGCAACCAAGAAGCAGAUCAAAUCAAACAGAAGUCCAUUGAAGAACUCUUCAGCAGCACAAGGUCAGCGAGUCAGUCCUCCACCUCCAACACAGAACUUAAAAGAGAUUCACCGAGCAGCGCAGUGAGUGCUACCUCUGCGUCUUCCAUCUUCACUAAACGGCCAAAUAACAAUUCAGCUUCCUCUCUCAGAACAUCUAAACCUAGUCCCAGUAAAUCCAGCCAUUCUGUAGUUUCAACAGGAGCCAAAGGCAGCCCUGCUAAACCAACACAGUCCACGUAUUUCAGUCAUUCUAACAGUGACGGUACAUCAGGAGCUGCUGCCGCCACUCAGGUGUCGAGGAAGAGGCCGUGGGACGACCGGGGAAACUCAUCCAGCAUCUCUGACUUCUUCCACAAGACGUUAGGCAGCGAUUCAGCCGCGUCGAGGGAGCCGGGGAAGACCAAAUCACCCGCAAUGCAGCAAAGAACUGCCACCACAUCCUCCUCCUCUACUUCCUCCUCUACUUCCUCCCUCCAUUCCUCUGCAGGGCUGCACAGUUUUACCCCCUCCUCUUCCUCGUCUUCCUCGUCUUCCUCCUCUGCGCUGAUGGUCAGCUGUCCUGCGUGCCAAGCGAAGGUGCAGGAGUCAAAGAUCAACGCACAUCUCGACUCCUGCCUCUCCUGAAUGAGCAGGAAGUUUAAGUGAUUUCAUCUGAAUCUACUUUUUAGUUUCUCAACAAAGGGACAUUUUGUAGCAACAGACUGCAUUGUUUUCUUUGUGGUCGUCAGUAUUACCUCACUGUGCUGACUACACAUACGUUAAGUGCCUUAGAGAACAGCCGGGUUUAACAGAUAAUUCAGUGAGUUAAUUGACUUUUACUUGAAUUAAUGGAAAAAAACGCAACUUUUUUAGGGGGCGAGUACAAGUUGGUGUACCGGAAACUGAAGCGUACAUUACAUUACUUUCUAUCAUACUGAUCAGUUCUGUGGGUGCUGGUCUCCUUUACGUUGGACUAUAUUUGAAAGCUAUAAUCACAGUAUUCCAACGACGCAUUAAUGAGAGUUCAGUAGAUGUGAGAGUCGACCAGCUGUGGUUUGAAUCCAGUCGCUGCCGUGUUCUGUGUGUAGAAGGUUAUUUUUACUUCCUCUACGCUGUCUGGUUCCUGUAGUGGGAUGUAUCCUCCACCUCUAAUCUGCAUGUGCUGCCUGACCUCUGCUGAUCUGUGGGAAUCAGAUUUCAAGCGUGCCAGCUAUUUAUUUCUGCAGCGUCUUUGCAUUUACACUACAGGAGUCGGGCCGUGCACGGGCCUCUGACCGUGACUCGUACUGCAGUGAUACUGAUGUACUUUAACUCUGAGGAUGCUGUUGUUGACAUUUCUGUAUGUUUAGAGUUCAAAAUGUGGAUUUUAAUGCUACAACAUGAGAAUCUUAUUAUGUAUAUUCCAUUUUUAUAUGUUGUUUGUUUUUGAGGAAAUAUGUUUCGAUUUUGUUGCCAAAUAAAACAUUUUUAUUGUUCUAUUUAAUAUUUUGUAAGGAGAGUAAUUCAUCUAACAAUUAGUCAUCACAUCUAAUGAUAAAAAUAAUAAAUGGCUUAAGGUAUCUGCAUCAUCAGACCUAAAUGUCUUUUAGAAUGCAUGUAAACAACAACAAGCCCGCUGUGAUCGCCCCCAUAUUAAAAAUGUAAAUAUGUCUGAAAAUAAAACCACAUGUAAUUUGCA
Cottoperca gobio is the source of this 3175-nucleotide messenger RNA. It is a transcript of the gene sprtn, whose product is annotated as SprT-like N-terminal domain. Gene Ontology annotation, cellular component: nucleus. Gene Ontology annotation, biological process: DNA repair. NCBI's taxonomy places the organism in Eukaryota, Metazoa, Chordata, Actinopteri, Perciformes, Bovichtidae. The record is from RefSeq and is a predicted model, not a curated record. Gene Ontology annotation, molecular function: metalloendopeptidase activity; single-stranded DNA binding; polyubiquitin modification-dependent protein binding.